Messenger RNA from Myotis davidii, 2106 nucleotides. Its product is annotated as cullin-2-like. Gene Ontology annotation, cellular component: SCF ubiquitin ligase complex; Cul2-RING ubiquitin ligase complex. Gene Ontology annotation, biological process: protein ubiquitination; SCF-dependent proteasomal ubiquitin-dependent protein catabolic process. Gene Ontology annotation, molecular function: ubiquitin protein ligase binding. Lineage: Eukaryota; Metazoa; Chordata; Mammalia; Chiroptera; Vespertilionidae. The record is from RefSeq and is a predicted model, not a curated record.
AUGCAAUUCUGGUUGUCACUCUCCUGUCUGGAGCCCAGUACAAGGGCCCUCAACCUGGAGUCCAAGGCCCACUGUGAUACGCACCAAUCCCUGAAACCAAGUGCAAGUGCAUUAAGUGAUCGUGGUGGAGAAGACCCAAACCAGAAAGUAAUCCAUGGGGUUAUUAACUCCUUUGUUCAUGUUGAACAGUAUAAGAAAACAUUCCCCUUAAAGUUUUAUCAGGAAAUCUUUGAGUCCCUCUUUCUGAUUGAAGCAGGAGAGUAUUACAAACAAGAAGCUUCAAAUUUAUUACAAGAAUCAAACUGCUCACAAUAUAUGGAAAAGGUUCUAGGUAGAUUAAAAGAUGAAGAAAUUCGAUGUCAAAAAUACUUGCACCCAAGUUCAUAUACUAAAGUGAUUAAUGAAUGUCAGCAACGAAUGGUAGCAGACCAGUUACAGUUCUUACAUGCCGAAUGUCAUAAUAUCAUUCGACAAGAGAACAAAAAUGGCAUGGCAAAUAUGUAUGUCUUACUCCGUGCUGUGUCCAGUGGUUUACCUCCUAUGAUACAGGAGCUGCAAAAUCAUGUCCGUGAUGAGCGCCUUAGAGCGACCAGUAAUCCUACUCAAGAAAAUAUGCCAACACUAUUUGUGGAGUCAGUUUUGGAAUGAUUGGAAAAGACAACGGUGUCCUCAGCUGCCAUCCCUCUCCACGUGCGCCGCAUCCUCAGUUGCCAGCCCUUUCGGUGUGCACCUCUGUACCUCUGCACUUUAUUUCCGCACCUCCUCGAGUCUCAGUGUGCUUUUCUCUUUCCUUCUAGUUGUAGAAUUUCCACUCAUCCAGCCUUCCUGUGGUUCUGGAUGAUGUCCGUUUUGUCUUUUAGUUGUAUUUUUGAAGUGGUUGUGCGAGGCAGCAAUUUCCGGCUCUACGCAAGAAUGCUGGCGAAACGUUUACUUCACGGGUUAUCUAUGUCUAUGGAUUCUGAAGAAGCCAUGAUCAAUAAAUUAAAGCAAGUAUGUGGUUAUGAGUUUACCAGCAAGCUACAUCGGAUGUAUACAGAUAUGAGUGUCAGUGCUGAUCUCAACAAUAAGUUCAACAAUUUUAUCAAAAAUCAAGACACAGUAAUAGAUUUGGGAAUUAGUUUUCAAAUACAUGUUCUACAGGCUGGUGCAUGGCCUCUUACUCAGGCUCCUUCAUCUACAUUUGUGAUUCCCCGGGAAUUGGACAGAAGUGUACAGAUGUUUGAAAUAUUUUACAGCCAGCAUUUCGGUGGAAGGAAACUUACAUGGCUACAUUACCUCUGCACAGGUGAAGUUAAAAUGAACUAUUUGGGCAAACCAUAUGAAGCCAUGGCUACAACAUACCAAAUGGCAGUUCUUCUAGCCUUCAACAACAGUGAAACUGUCAGCUAUCAAGAGCUUCAAGACAGCACACAGAUGAAUGGAAAGGAACUGACAAAAACAAUCAAAUCAUUUCUUGAUGUGAAAAUGAUUAACCAUGAUUCAGAAAAUGAAGAGAUUGAUGCAGAAUCUUCAUUUUCAUUAAAUAUGAACUUCAGCAGUAAAAGAACAAAAUUUAAAAUUACUACAUCAAUGCAGAAAGACACACCACAGGAAAUGGAACAAGCUAGAAGUGCUGUAGAUGAGGACCAGAAAAUGUGUCUCCAAGCCGCUAUAGUUCGUAUCAUGAAAGCACGAAAAGGGCUUUGGCAUAAUGCCCUUAUUCAAGAGGUGAUUAGCCAGUCAAGAGCUAGGUUUAACCCUAGUAUCAGCAUGAUUAAGAAGUGUAUUGAAGUGCUGAUAGACAAACAGUACAUUGAACGCAGCCAGGCUUCAGCAGAUGAAUACAGUUACAUGGCAUGAUGUUGCUCUCCUCCUGUGUGGGUGUGAGAAGAUCAUUGCCAUCACCAUUUGGUGUGUUCCUGUGGGGAAAAGAGCAGGCCCAUGCCUCCAUAAUUUGGUCAUUUGGCAGCCCCUGGUUUUCUGCUGUUUACAACAUCACCAGUGCCACGUCAUGAGCGUCAGAGAAAAUGCCUAGAGAUAUUUCAAGCUUGUGUCAUUAUGACAUUUCUUAACACUUUAUUAAAGAAUGAGUGAAGUAUUGCUGAAAUGUGGAAAUUUGGUUGGGUA